Molecule: messenger RNA, 3687 nt
Organism: Saccharomycopsis crataegensis
Lineage: Eukaryota; Fungi; Ascomycota; Saccharomycetes; Ascoideales; Saccharomycopsidaceae
Product: C2H2-type zinc finger protein
Exons: 1
Coding region: 1-3687 (1228 amino acids)
Biological process (GO): regulation of transcription by RNA polymerase II
Cellular component (GO): chromatin
Molecular function (GO): DNA-binding transcription factor activity, RNA polymerase II-specific; RNA polymerase II cis-regulatory region sequence-specific DNA binding
Source: RefSeq, a predicted model, not a curated record
AUGCCGCCAACACGUCGUUACAUCUGUUCCUUUUGUGCUAAAUCUUUCUCACGGUCAGAACACAAGUCUCGUCAUGAACGAUCACAUACAAAUGAGAAACCGUUUGGUUGUACAAUCUGUUUUGCGAAGUUUGUCCGAAGAGAUCUUUUGCAACGCCACUUAAGAACCGUUCACAAUGAGCAAAAUCCUGGGAGGCUAGUCCAAACUACCUUAUCAACCGGCGUCAAUACUACUAUUUUAAAUGGCAAUGCAGGGGCUACUGCUCAGUCGGCACCUAAUCAGCAUUCAGCAACAACAAGUAUUGCUUCGACUUCACAAGAUAAUACACCCGAGCCUGCAAAUUUUGGAAACCCACAGUCUACAAUGCAAUCGAAUCAGGAGACUACUGAGGAUUCACCAAAAGCCGAUGCUAAUGAAUCUAUAACUUCAAGCAACAUCAUCAGUUCCAAUUUUUACUCUUUGUCAGAAAGAAACCUCAUUCUUUUACUUGCUUUGUCUAAAAAAUUUGCCAAUCUUGAUUUGGUUGACGGGAAAUUGAUCCUUGCCAAUCGUGAAAAUGCUAUUGGGAACAGCAAUUUGAGACCGGUUAUUUGCAGCUCCAAAAUUUCAAACUAUCUUCUUAUUUGGGGUACUAUUUCAAACAUCAAGUUCCCCGUUAUUCUAAAUCUAAACAAGAUUUUAACCCUUUCCACUAUUGAAAGCCGUCAUCCAAAUAGCAACCAAAGUGGUACAGUUUUCAGUUCCGCCUUAUUUUACGCAGUAUUAGCAUUUGGUGCUGCUGAAUUUGGUCAAUUUAAUGAUUGUUUGAAGCUUUUCAACACUUGUUGGUCUCUAAUAUUGCCAAAAAUGAGUAGACCAGAAGAAAUUAUUGAACCCCUCACUAUCCUAGGCUACAUUUCCUUCAACUAUCUUCAGGAAUUAUAUUAUUUCAAGGGCAAUAACCAGGUCUUACCUUCAAGAGUUGCCGCUGUUUCUGUGUCCAUACAUACAAUUUUUCAGUGUUUAAAUGAGGUCAUUUAUAAUUUGAUUUCUGAGUAUUAUACCACCUUAAAACAGACAAAAUCUUAUCAUGGAAGCAUUUCUCUUAGUACCAUCAACUACUACAAAUCACAUGGGCUACCCAUCCCCCCUGAAUUGUUGUCACAAGAAGUCAAUCCUAAUUUACUUAACUCAGUAGGCCGUGAAUUGUUCAAUUAUUGGUACGCAUAUAAUCUACUUUCGACAUAUUCUUUGAAUUUUGGAAAAUCAUCACCAAAAAUUCAUUCAAUUUUUCUCAAAAAAAUCUUACCAACAAAUAAUGAUUAUCAUUUCAUGUCAACUGAAGCACAAAUAAAAACCAGUAAACCAGGAAAUAUCGAUUUCAAUAAAAAGCUGAUCGAUUUUAUUGCCAACGAAACAUUGAAAGAUGCUCUUAAUAAUUUAUCUAAAUCACCUAGUUUGUUGAGAAACUUGAUUUCUGGUUCUAGUGACAUCAAUUCUUUGACUAAUUCGGUUUUCCCAGCAAACACGUUCAAGAAUUUGACUCUUAGAGAAAAUUGUAUCAUAAUGGGACUAUCUAAUGAAUUACAAUCAAUUCGUCUCAACGAAGCAAAUUUAUACAACAAUAAUCGAAAUUCUCUACAUAAUGCAAUUAUCAUGGCAAAUAAGUCGUUGAAUGUCAAUUCCAACUACCAACAAUUUUCGACUUCAUCAAAGACCUUUUCUACAGGCUCCACAACUGCUCCUGAUAAUGCUAAUAAUACCGAAUAUUCUUUAUUUAUGGAAUCGCCCUAUCUGGCACAAGCACCAAGUGCAUCCUUAGUUUCCUAUUUACGGAAUGUUUCAACGUUUGGUUCCAAGUCACACGGAGUUCAUUCACCAAAUGAGCCUAACUUGAAUAUUGUCAAUAAUACCACUAUCAAUUCCAACUCGAAUUAUUUGUUCAAUGUCAAUAAUUUCUCCAAUAUGCUAGUUAACAGCAAUAUCAACCAAGACUUAAUCAAUAUUUGUAAUUUGAUCAUCAUCCUCAAGAAAAAAGUGCUAAUUAAUUGUGAGAAUAAACUUAUUCAGGACUUACUUAUUGAUUAUAUUAUUAUCCCAAACCAUGAAAUUUAUUGGAAUUUAUUGUAUAUCACCAUCAAAGAGUUCACCUUUAGUAAUUCUGAUUUCAUCCAAUGGAAUGAAAUGGAUGAUGAAGCCAUGAAGGACAAAUUCCAGCAAUCCUAUAUGAACCCCAUCGGAAAUUUGUCAUCAACAGGCUCCCAUUUGCAUGGAAGUGCGAGUUUUUCUAAUGGUGCAUACGGUAUUGGGCCUUACGUUAAUGACAUGACUUUCAACUCUUCAUUCAAUGGCUUUUCAGAUUUGAUUCAUGAUAUCAUGAGAGAAGUGAAUAUCAAUGAUGUUGUUUCCAAAAUCACCAAGUUUGUAAUUGGUAAUUCCAAAAAAUUUUGUGAUAAUGUGAUAAUUAACAACAAUUUGGGUUUGGCGUCUUUGCCAUUAUUGUUUAUUGGGUACUUAAUCAACUCUUUGAGUCCCCAAAAUUUGGUCAAUGAAGGAUUUCGUACUUUUAACCUCAAUUCUCCGGAAGAUUUGAUGAUGAAUUUUUUAAAUUUGAAUGCAGGAUCAAUGUCAAAUAACAGCUUGGUAUUUCUCAAGUAUUUCUUGAAACUACCAAAAAACUUUGUCAACUUGUUGAUUGAGGAUUUCCUAAUUUUGAUCAAGGUUUUUUACAGUUUGAAGAAAAGUACGAUUGCGAAAAGUGAAAAUGAUGUUGGAACAAAAGAAAAUAACAACGCUAGUGGCCUUGACGGUGGCAUAUCUCAGACUUCUAGGGAGCUGAAUACUGUUGGUGAAAAUGAUGAGACCGAAAAGGUAAACACUCAAGAAACGUUUAAAGCUUCAAUCGAAAAAAUUGUCAAUUCUCCAAUUCUCGAAUCAAUCGUCUACUUAAUUCGUGAAAUGGGGUCUGAUCUUAAAAACGAUGACGUUUUGGGCUCAGAUAAUGUCAAUCCAGCAGAAAUUAUUGCCAAAAGCAAUAACACUGUCAAUACCGAUCGUAAUUUAAUCAUUGAUGGUUUAGUUGAUUCAGAUGACGAUGUAAUUCUCUAUUUCUAUUUGAAAAAUAUUGAAAUCAUUUUUAUCAGCUGGCUAAAUUUUUUGAAUUUUGGAAAUAAUCAAUUCAUUCAAAACAACAACAACGCGAUUGAUAAUUAUUUGACAAGAUUAAUCAAGUAUGUUCAAUUAUCGAUGGCCCAAAUUUAUGAGACGUUGGAUAUUAAGACUAAGUCAAAAGAAAGACAAAGAGUCCCAGGGGUGGGAAUAUCACAGAAUCAUACGAUGGGCUCUUUUUCCCUGAAAUUUCACCAUUCUUCUUAUUAUCCUCAGAGAGAUCAAGCUGCUCAACCUUACCUUGGACAGCCUCCAAAUUUGAUGCCAACUUCUAAUGCUUCUCAGUAUCAUCAUUCCCAUCCUCAACAUCAUCAUCAUGCAUCUGUUCCAUAUAGCUCUCGUUAUUAUUCCACGCCUUAUGGUGUUAAUCUGGUGCCCGCGACUUCCCAUGCUCACCAAAAUCUAAUUUCAUGGUCCUCGCAAGCUGCCAACCUUGGUGACACCAAGCCUAAAAUUUCCCCAAGUACACCACAAUCUGCAACAGUAUCAAACAAGGCAAGUUCAAUCUCGAGCUUGAUUAAUGAAGAUAAACACUCUUGA